This is a messenger RNA of Daphnia magna, 692 nucleotides long. Its product is annotated as protein NDUFAF4 homolog. Gene Ontology annotation, cellular component: mitochondrion. Gene Ontology annotation, biological process: mitochondrial respiratory chain complex I assembly. The transcript is spliced from 3 exons. The record is from RefSeq and is a predicted model, not a curated record. Lineage: Eukaryota; Metazoa; Arthropoda; Branchiopoda; Diplostraca; Daphniidae. The coding region runs from base 9 to 626 and encodes 205 amino acids.
AAAUUACAAUGGGGAACAUUGCUAUAAAAGCUUCGAGGAAACUCAUGAGGCCAUUAAAGAAUUUUGCUGUUGAAGCACGAGCCGAGAGAGUGUUAGCAAAGGAAAAGCCAACGCCAGCUCCGUGGCAUCCGACAACGCAGAAAAGAAUUGAUGAAUUAAUUAAAAGUAAUCCAGAUCUAAUAGAUGGGCAACUGGCUAAAAAAGAUGAACUUUUAGGCAACCGCCUCAAACAAAUUUAUGUAACGUCCAGAGACAAACCAAUAAUACCUAAGAAUAUAGAAAAGACACUGCCUGCAGAAAGAAACAAUGUUGAAUCACCAGAAUUUGGCUAUCAAGAGCCAGCCCGAAUAACAAAAGGGAAAUUGAGUAUUCGCCAGGCCUUACUGCUUAUAGGCAAACAUCACCAGGAUCCUGUAAUCCACAAUGCUGUGUCAUUAGCAAAUGAAUACACCAUUCAUCCCAGAGUAUCAGAGAAUAUUCUAAAGUACUUCAAAACCUUUGAAUAUUAUCAGCCCCCAAAAGUCAAAACUCAUAUUCAAGCUAAAGAUUAUAUAACGUUCAAAUCUUUACCCACAGCACAAGAUAAAGAUAAGCCUCUAUUAGGAGAAAAUAGCCUUAAAAGCUGAAUUUAAUCUUCAGUCUCUAUAGUGUUGUAGAAAACGUUCGAAUAAACCAUUUGUUAUUUGCUUGAA